UAUGGAGUCUGGAGAGAUAUCGGGGUUCAUGAUACGUUACGGCCAACUUCCAGCGGGUUAUUGGCAGUUUUGUUUUUGGUUUUGCGCGACAUACGAGUAAGGUAAGGUAAGGGUAUCAAUCAUGUUUGUAGUUCAAGCUGACGUCGGCUUUUCUGGCGCCAUCUUGACUCAUUUAUAAGUCUAGUAGCAGGUCUUCCAUUCAAGUGAUAGCUGCUCCCUGCUUGUCUUUCACGGGCGCUGUUCUUCAGUUGUUGUAAACCACACUCAUCUUACACCUCACCAUGUCAGCCAUAUAUUCUGAAGCCCAAGUCGCUGGGUUCCUCAAACAUCUUCAAAUCCCUCAAGAAUUCUACGUGGGCAAUGAACCUAUUCUGGACCAUGCCUUUCUCAAAGUGCUGCAUCAGCACAUGAUCGCAACAGUCCCAUAUGAUAACUUGACGCUGCAUUACUCGUCGCAUCGCAAUAUCACUCUCGAGCCUCAAGCUCUGUACCAAAAGAUCGUGGUGGAUGGGCGCGGAAGAGGAGGUUACUGCAUGGAGAGUAACCUCUUUUUCUGCUACAUGCUGAGAGCUCUUGGUUUCCAAGUAUAUCCCGUUGGCGUGCGAGUUCGUCUGCGAAAGGAUGGUGUUCCUCAUGGUGGCUUCCAUGGCUGGGUUCACAUUGUCAAUAUUGUAACUCUACCUGACAAUUCUCGCUGGGUCAUGGAUACCUCAUUUGGCGGCGACGGCCCUACACAGCCCAUGCCCCUGGCCGAGGGCGCUGAGUGGCGCAAUUUAGGCACUCAAGACGCAAGGCUUAUCAAGGACUUCAUUCCUGGCCAAACAGAGCUCACAUCCGGCCGCCGUCUCUGGAUCUACCAAUGCCGCAACUCUCCCGAUCAACCCUGGAUCAGCUUCUAUGCUUUCAGUCACUCAGUUGAAUGGCUGCCAGCCGAUUUCGAGAUCUCCAACUGCUACACUGGCACAAGCCCACGCAGCUUCCAGACUACGACGGUUCUGAUUGUCAAGUUCCUUCUUAGGGAAAGCAAAACGUCACCAACGGGCGAGGAGAUUUACGGGAAACGAAUGCUGGUUAAUGAUGUGGUUAAGGAGAACCCUGGAGGUAAGACAAAGGUUCUGAAAGAGUUGAAGACAGAGGAUGAGAGAGUGGAGGCGUUGAAGGAGUAUUUUGGUAUUGAUUUGACAACGGAAGAGAGGGAGGCUAUCAAGGGUUUCCAGACUGAGAUGAAGAGCCAGUAGAGGAUGAUAUACCACCAGUCAUUGUUUUAGAUGCUUAUGAUAGAAAUGAUUUUUCAACUUUCAAGAGAUUAUAUAUAAGAUUGAAUCGAGAAAAGAAAACAGUGAAUUAUUUUCGGUCGGUUAUGGUAAUACAAAAAAA
Fusarium odoratissimum NRRL 54006 is the source of this 1377-nucleotide messenger RNA. RefSeq lists its product as uncharacterized. Gene Ontology annotation, molecular function: acetyltransferase activity. Bases 282 to 1238 code for a protein of 318 amino acids. The record is from RefSeq and is a predicted model, not a curated record. The transcript has 2 exons. NCBI's taxonomy places the organism in Eukaryota, Fungi, Ascomycota, Sordariomycetes, Hypocreales, Nectriaceae.